GGGCGCUGUAACCAAAACAGAUUGCACGUGUAGUCAAGAUGGAGGACAAGUGGGAAACGCUUCCCGUUUCUCUCAGCAAAUCAACCCACAAAUCGCUGGAGAAAAUGGGCUUUGAUCGCAUGACACCUGUGCAGGCAGCAGCGAUCCCUCUCUUCAUGAACAACAAGGAUGUGGCAGCUGAGGCGGUGACUGGAAGUGGCAAGACGUUGGCUUUCGUCAUUCCCAUCUUGGAAAUUCUGCUGAGACAAGAAACGCCGCUCAAGAAAAAAGAGGUUGGUGCCAUUAUUUUAACCCCUACCAGGGAGCUGGCCUUGCAGAUAGAUGAAGUCUUGUCAGACUUUACGGCCUUGCUGCCGUUUACCCAGCAGUUAGUGAUCGGUGGAAGCAACCUGACCAACGACAUCAAACAAAUACAAGAAAAAGGAGCCAACAUUCUCGUUGCUACCCCCGGUCGCUUGGAGGAUCUCUUCCAACGUAAGGAUUUUGGUCUGAAUCUUCCAUCCAUGGUCAGAUCCCUAGAGGUUCUGGUGCUGGACGAGGCUGAUAGACUACUAGACAUGGGCUUCAAAACUAGCAUCAAUAUGAUCCUGAGCUACUUGCCCAAGCAGCGCAGGACGGGUCUCUUCUCAGCGACACAGACUGACGAAGUGGAGGCGUUGAUCCGUGCUGGAUUGAGAAAUCCAGUCCGUAUCACGGUCAAGGAAAAGAAGACGUCGGCUAAUGCUGUUCAGAGAACACCUAUAACACUGAAAAAUUACUAUCUGAUAUGUGAGAGUGACGAGAAAUUCAACUUGUUGGUAGCAUUCCUACGAAAACAUAGGGAUGAGAAGCACAUGAUCUUCUUCAGUACCUGCCACUGCGUGGACUAUUUCUCCAAGGCACUGAGUGAGAUACUCAAGAAGACCACCAUACUCUCCCUGCACGGGAAGAUGAAACGGCGACGGAAUGCCAUAUUCUCAGACUUUAGAAAACUCAACAGUGGUGUGCUUGUAUGUACAGACGUCAUGGCCAGAGGAGUCGACAUUCCUGAAGUCCAUUGGGUGCUGCAGUACGACCCACCCAGCAAUGCAAGUGCCUUUGUUCAUCGUUGCGGGAGGACAGCCAGGAUAGGUAACACAGGCAAUGCAUUGGUUUUCUUGCUGCCAACUGAAGAUGCCUACGUGGAUUUUAUCAAGCUCAAUCAAAAGACACCACUUGAGAGAUACCACGUUCAGGAUGAGGUAGAGACCACAGAUGUACUGCCAAGGCUGAGAAAGAUAGCACAGAAAGACAGGGCAUUAUUUGAAGGUGGGACCAGAGCGUUUGUAUCCUUCGUGCAGGCUUACUCCAAACAUGAGUGCAGUCUAAUCUUCAGAAUAAAAGACCUGGACUUUGCCCGGUUAGCCAGGGGCUUUGCCUUGCUGCGCAUGCCCAGGAUGCCUGAACUCAAGGGCAAAAGCUUUCCUGACUUCCAGACAAUAGACAUUGACUACAGUGCCAUCCCCUACAGGGAAAAAGCCAGAGAGAAACAGAGACAGACCAACAUUAAACGUAAACAAGAGGGUGAUGUGGCUUCCUCAAAGAAGAAAGGUCCCAAGAAAAAAGUCCAACCGUGGUCCAAAAAACAGGAGGUGAAGGAGAAGAGACAGGACAGAAAACAACGAAAAGAGAACUCCAACAAAAAGAAAAGACAACUUGAAGAUGACGACUUGGAUGAACUGAUCAAGGAUGCAAGGCUAGUCAAGAAACUCCGAGCGGGAAAGAUAACGGAUGCUGAUUUUGACAAAGAAAUGGGGCUGGAGGACGACAAGCCAGAAGCAGAAACCCUUGAGUAGGAUGUGAACUGUGGAUAGUCAUCAUCUUGUACAUGUACAGGGUGUCUGAAAAAAACCACCUCAUCCCCGCCCUCUUUUUCACAGCUUUUAAUAGAUACAUUGCAAAUAUCUUUACAUAUUUAGAGAGUAUAGUUCAUGAGCUUUUCAACAGCGAAAAAAAUCUUUCCAAUCGGGUAAAUAUUUAUUGAGCUAUGGCCAAUUCAAAAUAAGUGCCGAUUUUUCAAUCUGUCCACGGUCUCAAUUGUCAUUUUGUUAGGAAUGUAAUGAAGGGUAGUUUUGCUUUCUUUAAUGUUUUAAUCUUUCUUUCUUUAUUUGGCUCAGUUUAUUUUAUAUUUUUUACAACAAUGGUCAUUUAUCCUUUUUGAAGUAAUGGUAAAACUGAAAAGGACUGUUUGAUUAACUUCUUAGAUGUUUACUGUGUUGCUUUGUCUCUGCCCUCUACUCGGCAAGUUUGGGCCCAUGUUCUUAUUGCGGCAGUCAAAAUAUCAGUCGCCGUGGACAAAAUGAAACAGCGGUAUUUGUUUUCAAGUGUUCAAUUGGCCAUAACUCAAUCAAUAUUUCCCCCAUUGGAAAUCUUUUUCGUUGUUGAAAAGCUAAUGGACAAUACUCUCUAUAUAUGUAUAGAUAUUUGCAAUGUACUUUAUUUUUCAAACUGUGAAGAAGAGGGCGCUUUUGAGGGUUCGGUUUCAUUUUAGAUACCCUUGAGUGUCACUUAUGGUGCUUUAUGGUCAAACAGAUCCAGCAUGGUCCAAAUCGAGUUUAUAUUUUACAAAUACCAUCACCUGGAUGAUAAAUUAAUCCGUCGAACAUAAUUUGAAAGGGCCCAUGACAUGAAUUGUACUUGGGAACAUAUUUUGUGCAACUUUCUACUCCACUUAAAUGUGUGAAAACUAUUUGACAUCCGUUUUUGGUUAAAUUUAUUGAAAAGUGCACUUAUUUUAUACAUUUAGUAUAUUAGAACUUCUAUUUAUGUUUUAUUUAAUUUUAAUUAUAUAUUUCCCAGGACCCCAUGGAAGACCACAAGUUAAUGUGAAUGGGUUUUCUUGGUAAAAUAAAAGAUAAUAAUAAUAAUAUUAAUAACCUGUUAAACUGAAGGAUUGAUUUUUGAGUACACUCCCAGUCUUUACAUAGAUCUGAAGCAUUGCAAGUUUUCAAUUUAAAAAUUAUGUUACUGAUUUAAUUAUAGUCUUGUCAUUGAAAAUAGAAUACAUACAUACAUAUGUACACCUGUUUCCCAUGCACAGAGCCUGUUCAUGUAUAAAAGGGCUUGCAUAACCCUAACUCUCAUGAUGAGUGAUUUACUAGGAAUCUUCCUCACUCUUGUAAAAUCCAACACCUACAUGCAUUAUGGUAACCCAGCACCUAAACUGUUGGUAUUGCCUGACCCCCAUGUAUAAAAGCAUAAUCAGUUUACUUGUGCAGUCCUCACUCCAACAGAAUCAAACAAAACAUGCAGUUGGAUUUUGAAGGGUUGGGUGAUUAUGGUUAAUGCAGGAAUACUUAUGUUGCGAAGGAUGUCCAAUUCUUUUCAUGACAACUGAGGGCGUUGUUGCUGUGAUGUCAUUUCAGGAAGACUCUGUUUAGUUUCAGGGUUUUCUGUUCCAAUUGUGAACCCAAAAUUUGCUCAUUGAAAACAUUUGUGAGAAAACGUUGCUCAUUGGCCUACUGUCAUACACUGAAACAACAACAAAUCAACAAAGAAAAGAAAAUUUACGACAGCCAAAUAUCCAAAAUUCUGGCAAGUUUUUUAACAUUAUUAAAGGUUUCUGCUUUAAA
This is a messenger RNA of Patiria miniata (bat star), 3590 nucleotides long. RefSeq names its product ATP-dependent RNA helicase DDX55-like. The transcript is spliced from 18 exons. Gene Ontology annotation, cellular component: nucleolus. Bases 39 to 1814 code for a protein of 591 amino acids. Lineage: Eukaryota; Metazoa; Echinodermata; Asteroidea; Valvatida; Asterinidae. The record is from RefSeq and is a predicted model, not a curated record. Gene Ontology annotation, molecular function: nucleic acid binding; ATP binding.